Messenger RNA from Paramecium pentaurelia, 785 nucleotides. The record is from the annotation of a GenBank genome assembly. NCBI's taxonomy places the organism in Eukaryota, Ciliophora, Oligohymenophorea, Peniculida, Parameciidae.
AUGAGAGAAGAUAUAAAAAUACUUUCGGUAGACUACAGUGAAUUCAUGUGUCCGAUUUGUUCUCAAGUUUUCUAUAAGCCAAUCAAAACAAUUUGUGGGUAAUGAUUAAAUUUAAAUUUAGACAUAACUUUUGUGUUAGAUGUAUCAUUUAAUGGACAAAAAAAAAGAAGCAAUGCCCUUGUUGUAGAAGAUUGUAUUAAAAUGCCACUUUUUAUUAAACAGAUGAAAUUAUGGCUUAGACAGUCGAGAAAUUAGAGAUUGCAUGUUUAAAAUGCAAUAACUGGAAUGGAUAGAUCAAAGAAUUAAAAAUUCAUCGUUUUGAUCAAUGCACAUCAUUUUAAUAACAAAAUAAAUCAAUUCAAUACUAAAUUGUAGAAGAGGAUCCUUAAAACCCUACAUAGGCUAUUAUGGAAGAGCUUCUUUCAAUAAAAAGUUAAUAGAAUUUUAUUAAGCUAUUGGAAGUGGAAAAUGAGGAAUUUUGGAUAGAAGCAAUUCCAAUUAGAUAAAAAAGAAUUAAGAAGUAUCAAAAGAAAAAAAGUAAUAAAAAAAUAAAAAAUUAAGAAGAUGAAGAUGUUUAACUCCUACAAGAAGAUGAAAUAAUUAAACUAAAACAUUCGAAAAAUUAUAUUAUGAAACAAAUAAAUAAAAGGUAUUAUUUCUAAAAUAAAUUCUUAAAAGAGAUGUUUGAAAAGAAUUAUAAACCUGAAACUAAAUACUUCUUCUCAUAACUUAUUUUAUAUAGGAAUCUUUUUUUAUUCCAUAUUUUGAUUACAAAACAAAUUUGA